UGACCAGACUCUUGCGCAACCGGUACUAGAGGUGAGGUAAAUCAAACGCACCGAAAUAAGCAUCAGACAGUUAUUGUUGUCAUGCACUUGUUUGAUAGCAUGUGAACGAGUAAAGUUUCCAACAAAUCUUGGAUACUGGUGAGUCGCUCAACCUUGGACGAUAAACAUCACGCUAAACAUAAAACCUACCGUUAUAUAUGUGGAACGAAUUAGUGAACUACGGUAUCUAGCUAGCUAGCUUGGCUAAUGUUAGGCUAGCUAAGGUAAGCUUGCCGAUAACUUGAUUAGAGCCAGCUUGCUUAGAAUGCAAAAAACAUCACGCUAGCUGACGUUCGUCAUUCAUUCACAUUUACUGGUUUGUCUACGCGACUGUUAUGAAUAACAAAUUAUACAUUGAUAGCUAGCCAUUUCAAACGACAUCAAACAGGUGUAGUUACUUAGUUAGCUAAUCUGUCAAACCUACUCGCUUGCCAUAGAGAGCCGUAACUCUUCUGUGCUACCAAUGCAAUGUGCAUGUCAAAAGUCGCGUUACCAACUUGUUGGUACACGCACUACUACUAGAUACAUGGGUUCCUUUAUUUUUAGUUAACGUUAGCUACAGUAGUAUAGUUAGCCUAAACUUCAAAAGAAGGCAUAUGGUGUUUGGCUUGAAAUACAUUCAUGUCUCAGUCGCCACCUUGUGGUUAUUAUUGACCAAAAUACUCAAGACUAGGCGAACAAUGCGAGUAGCUAGUUUUUUGGGUUGUAGAAUAGUUUACUAAUCACAUGUUCAUGUCCCCUUUCCACAGUGACCAGUCAUUUUGUUCUAUUCAAAAAUGAACUUCUCUGAAGUCUUAAAACAGUCUAACCAACUGUGCAGAGUUUCACCAGAUGGAAAAUAUUUGGUAAGCAAUCAUUUGUUUCUUUAUACACUUAGUAAUGUAUAUAAUGUAAUGAUUAAGAUUGUACACAAAAAACAGAUACAUAUAUAGGUUGGAGGAGGAGGCUGCCACACUGGACGCCCAUGGAGCAGUUGUUGUGGUGGGGAUAAAUGCCUUGCUCAAGGGCACAACAGCAGGCAACAGCAUCUAGGAUUUGAUACCAGCAACCCGGUUGCCAGCUCACUUCCUGAUGCCAAUAAUGAUUUAUUAAUUGAAGGCUACUGGGUUGUCCCACGAAAUGAGUUCCUUUGAUGUCCCUUUAAUAUUUUAAGUAGAAAUUGUGCACCAAUAUAGAAUUUCAAAAACGUGUUAUAUUAAAUGAAGUUCCCUUUAAUGUAGACCACAUGGAAAAUUCGAUAAAUCAGAUUUAUGGUCUGAAUAAAGAAAGACUUGCUAAAGUGCCAAAAUUCUGCAUUUUAACAUGUCCCUCUAUGCACCCUCUGUGACUUCUAGGAAGAUUUUAAUCCACUUAACCCCAAAACGUCUCCAAGUUUUCACCAUCAUUGUAAAUCCGUAGUUAUUUUGUUGCUUUGACAGUCAUUUCUGAAGUAUAAUAUUUAUUUCAUGUGAUUAGUGAUUCAUCUAAUCACAUGAAAUGUAUGUCCCUCAUUUUAAGGCCAACCCUGUUACGUGAACUGAACUCUAAUUUUAAUAUGGUGAAAACAGUCAUUCUAAAGUAAUUUUUUCUAACAUCUAAUGGUCAAAUCACUGGUUCUAUUCUUUUUGGCCAUUUUCUGGUGUGUUGUGGAAAACUGAGCCAGUCGAGCAUAACACGCCAACUCUGUUACCCAUAGAUAGACGGGCUCGAAAUGUUUUAACAAUGUAAUUUUUUAAAAUGAUGUUUGCAUUCAAUUGCCCCUCCCUGUUGCACAAUUCCCCCUUUCACAAGGGGAUUUAUGGCUGAUUUAAGAUUAAAUCGUCAACCCUGUUACAGUCAACACUGUUACGGUCAACCGGGUUACUUGAUUCGGCACUUAAUAGGCACUUACUAUAGUCCUUUUUUUAUUUAACCUCUUGAGAUAUUAAAACAUGUUUUUUAUUAUGGAGUGACUAGCUGUUGCUAAAUAUACAGAGAUGUCUGGGCAUGCAGGAUCCACUAGCCUACCUCCUUUCAGCUGCUGCUCAGUGCUCAGUCACUCCGUGACUCUGCUGCGGCUCGUACACUAAACUGUUUUAAUUGUCUGUUGUAACAGUAGGCUAUUGCAAACAUAAGCAUGUCAUAAACAGGUCUAGCAAUUUCAUGUUCUUUUUUCAGGAGUUACAGGCAGCUAUUUAGGCAAUCUAUAUGUAGCCUACACAGCAUAUCAAACAAACAAAACACAGACAGGCAAUCAAUAGCGAUUUAAUGUAAUUUUUUUCAUCAUCAUUGCAAACAUUGUCUAAACAGGAGGCAGACUCUGGCUAUAUGGCAGCAUAACUGUAAAGAUUACAUCACUUUUUUGCCCCAAUGCAAUGUGUUGACUGUGUCUUGCUUGUGCUACGGCAAUAUCCGUUUCAACAGACCGAGAAGGUUGUAGCUGGCCCUUCAUAUAGGCUAUAUUUUUGGAACGUUAGUUCAAAUCGCAGCUGUUCAGAAAUGGGGCAGAGACGUAGGCUACAUCAUAAUUUCUAUGACAUUGGUUGAGGGUUCAGAAGAGGGUGAGUAAAGAAAGAAACGUGACUGUGUGUAGUACAUAGCUAGGUUUCAUCCAAUUGGCUACAGAUUUUCAUGCAAAUAUUCUAAAAUACGCAUAAAGAAAAUAUGCAAAUUUUCCCACCAGUGGUUUGUUUCCACCAAACGGACUUGUUGCGGAUAAAAAUCAGUGUGUGAUGACAUAGUGCACACAAUGUACUUUUUUGCUUACAUUUUCAUGUACUGAAUAAAAAUCUAAAGUUCAAUGCGUUUCCAUCGCAUUUUCAACUCUACCGAUAGUUUUGUCACAAACUGUUGCUUUAAAUAGCAAAUGUGCCUUCUCUGGUCUUGGCCACUGCUCUUUCUCAUAUAAUACAUUUUACAGACACAAAAAGAUCCCACCAUGUGGAAUGAACAAAUUAUCUGUCGGCAUUUAUAAAAUUGUAACAAAACUUCCUGUUUCCAUCACAGCUGUCAUAAACAUUUUUUAUACGGUAUGACUUUACUUGCAUAAAAACUGUGGAUGGAAACGUGGUUAAUGACGUGAUUCGGAUCCUUCAUUUUUACAUUUUAGUAAUUUAGCAGACGCUCUUAUCCAGAGCGACUUACAGUUAGUGAAUACAUCUUUUUUUUUAUACUGGCCCCCCGUGGGAAUCGAACCCACAACCCUGGCGUUGCAAACGCCAUGCUCUAUCAACUGAGCUACAUCCCUGCCGGUCCAUUCCCUCCCCUACUCUGGGCCAAUUGUGCGCCGCCCAUGAGUCUCCCGGUCGCGGCCGGCUGCGACAGAGCCUGGAUUCGAACCAGGAUCUAGUGGCACAGUUAGCACUGUGAUGCAGUGCCUAACUGCGUAUUCGUAGCCUAAGCCUUUGAAAAAUACGUUUCCAGAGGGACGGAGGUGAGGCAGGGGCCAUAACUGCGUAUUCGUAGCCUAAUUUGAACAUGUGCUCUUUAUGACAGAAUGUUAAAAUGAGGUGAAAUAAAACUUUACGAAGUUACACUACCCAAAAGGUAGUCAUUUGGUGGAAUGACCCAACUGUUUCAAAUAUUUCUGCCUUGACACCCCAGAUACUUUAUUGGUAUGCAUGCAUUUAGAGUUCCAGACAUACAGUGCCUUCAGAAAGUAUUCACAGCCCUUGACCUUUUCCACAUUUUGUUGUUACAGUCUGAAUUUAAAGUGUCACUGAUCUAGACACAAUACCCCAUAAUGUCAAAGUGGAAUUAUGUUUUUAGAUUUUUUUGCAAAGUAAUUAAAAAUGAAAACCUGAAAUGUCUUGAGUCAAUAAGUAUUCAACCCCUUUGUUAUGGAAAGCUUAAAUAAGUUCAGGAGAAAAACCUGCUUAACAAGUCGCAUAAUAAGUUCCAUGGACUCACUGUUUACAAUAAUAGUGGUUAACAUGAUUUUUGAAUGACUACCCCAUCUCUGUACCACACACAUACAAUUAUCUGUAAGGUCCCCCAGUCGAGAAGUGAAUUUCAAGCACAGAAUCAACCACAAAGACCAGGGAGGUUUUCCAAUGCCUUGCAAAGAAGGGCACCUAUUGGUAGAUGGGUGUAAAUAAAAAAAAUAAAAAAGACACUGAAUAUCCCUUUGAGCAUGGUGAAGUAAUCAACUACGCAUUGGAUGGUGUAUCAAUACACCCAGUCACUACAAAGAUACUACAGUUGCUGGAGAGGAACGGAACCGCUCAGGGAUUUCACCAUGAGGCCAGUGGUGACUUUAAAAACAGUUACAGAGUUUAAUGGCUGUGAUAGGAGAGAACUGAGGAUGGAUCAAAAUUGUAGUUACAAUACUAACCUAAAUGGCAGAGUGAAAAGAAGGAAGCCUGUACAGAAUAAAAAUAUUCCAAAACAUGCAUCCUGUUUGCAAUAAGGCACUCAAGUAAUACUGCAAUACAAGGCAUUAUGUUUGGGGCAAAUCCAACACAACACAUCAGAGUACCACUCUUCAUAUUUUCAAGCAUAGUGGUGGCUGCAUCAUGUUGUGGGUAUGCUUUCAUUGGCAAGGACUAGGCCAAAUAUACACUGAAGUUGCUUACCAAGACGACAUUGAAUGUUCCUGAGUGGCCUAGUUAGAGUUUUGACUUAAAUUGGCUUGAGAAUCUAUGGCAAGACUUGAAAAUGGCUGUCUAGCAAUGAUCAACAAUCAACUUGACAGAGCUCUUAGACUUACCCAAAAACACUUACAGCUGUAAUCGCUGCCAAAGGUGAUUGUAACAUUUUAUUGACUCGGGUUGAAUACUUAUCUAAUCAAUAUAUUUGUGUUUUACUUUUCAUUAACAAAAAAGUAUAAUUUGUCUUCCACUUUGACAUUUGAGUAUUGUGUGUGGAUUGUUGACAAAAUAAUGACAAUUAAAUACAUUUUAAUCCCACUUUGUAACAUAACAAAAUGUUUAAAAAGUCAAGGGGUGUGAAUACUUUCUGAAGGCACUGUAGCAACAUGCCUAUAGGUCAUUUGAAAGCCGCUAACCCAUAUAAAUCUCUUUCUAGUUAAAGGAAUAGGGCUUACAUGACAGGUACCCUAGUCUAGACAGAUUAAUGUUUUAGGUGCAAAUAUGACGCACACCCUAUGUUCUCUACUUAUGCACUCAAAAUAUGUACUUUUAAACAUCGACAACAGGCAAGGCAGAUGGACAUUCAUGGCCUUACAACAGAGUUAAAAAGUCCAAUAAGUACACAUGUAGUUGUGCCGGAACACAACCUUUGUCUUUGUGCCUGAUUGUCUCUAUCCAUCUCCUCCCCCCCAGGCCACAUGUGUGCAGUACAGGCUGGUGGUGCGAGACGUGAACACCCUACAGAUCUUGCACCUUUACACCUGCCUGGACCAGAUAGUCCACAUGGAGUGGUCCUCUGACUCGCUCUUCAUUCUCUGUGCCAUGUAUAAGAGGGGACUAGUGCAGGUGUGAGGUCCUCUAUUAGGCUAGUCUAUAUUGUUUUGAUAUCAUUUGUCCAAUAAUGACAGUUGGUGUAGUGUUUUUAUUUUAUUUAUUUUUUUGCCAAAUUAGCUUGCUCACUGAAUCUGUUGAUGCAUGCUUAAAGUGUUGCAUUUCAAAAACAUUUGUAUACAGAAUGUGGGAAAUUAAGCUGGGAACAAAGUGUACAAAUGUAAUUCAACAACUUGCACAGAUAAAGUGGAAUUUAAGUAGUUAAUUACUGACCAUUUGAAUGGGAAAUUACCCCUCGUUUGAGACGGUGUUAACAUCAAAUGCAAUGCACAGCUUACUUUUGCAGAGGUAACCAUCGCCAGUCUUUCAUGGCGUCUCUCGAUCAGAUUUGGUGUGGUCAAAGGUUUGCUGAGUACAGGUUGAGCUCAAGCUCAGGGAAAGGCAGUUGUCCUUCUCUCACAAUCUCUCUUUCCGUCUCUCUUUCCUCUCAGGUGUGGUCUCUGGAACAGCCCGACUGGUACUGUAAGAUUGACGAGGGCUCGAUAGGACUAGUCUCCUCGCGCUGGAGCCCAGAUGGACGUCACAUUCUCAACACUACAGAGUUUCAUGUAAGUGUGAAGUCACUAGGAGUGUGUGUGUGUUUAUGUGUUUCUGUCUGGUGUCGACUGUUGCUGCCCAUAAUGAAGGAGGAGACCUGAAAAUAGCCAGCAGACAUCAGACCCUGCCCCACCUGACAAAUGUAUGCCCGAUUUCACAGUUACUCCAGCUAGUGUCAUAUCCUCGACACAUGAAUUAAGUUCCUUCUGAGUCCUGUUCUGUUUCUCCUCCCCGAAGUGUGCACUCGUUCACUCCCUUUGAAGCAUUUUAAAAAGCACUGGAUUGGUGUAAGCCUGGGCUUAAGGGGGUUUUCACCAUAUUCCUUACACCACUCCCUCCCUUUGAAAUCCAUGGUGGAAGUGUACAGUGGGAGAAACGGAAUUGGGCUGUAGAUAUGUGUUAUAUUCUUGGAAGAUGACAAUCCAUCCAAUGUGUCAUGUCACACAUCCAAUAGGCUGUGAAAUUCCAUCACACUUAGAAAUGUUUAAUGUGGCGUGUUUUGCUUAAUAAGAAAUGGCAAAAAAGUACAUUCUAGCGUCUUUCUGAUUAGUUUAGACUUUGAAUGAACAUGCUCGCUGGAACCAAACCAGUGUCGGUGUGACAUCAUCGCAACCUGCUUUGCACGUCUGCAAUGACUGUAGGUGAAAGUGCAGUUGUCUGGCUUAUUGGGAGCAUAUUUGUCCCUAGGUAUCAGAGGGGGGUGCGGGCUGCACUCGUCCUCGCCCGCCUGUUUGGGUUACGACUUGGGCACCGUGCCACGGCUGGGCUCGCCUGUCGCCCGAACCCGACUCCAAGACUCACUGACAGGUGUCGGGGCCCAGGCACAACUGUGUAUGGAGGGAGCAGGGAGUGCAAGUGUCUGACAUUUCUGCUUUGUGUCUGUCUGCUUCUUCAACAAACACAGGAAUAGAAUGGCGUCUUCCUCGGUCUGUCUCCUGCCAUUGGGAGGAAUCUGUCCAUGAAAUUCUGAGAACAAGGGAAGAAUUGUCAGUUGUGGAUGUUGGGAAGACGUUAAAAAAAAAGAAGUUUUGUAACAGAAAAUGUGCAUUUCUUAUUGGAUAAGUUCAAGUAGCCCCCCCCGUUUGUCUUUCUUCUUCAGUUUGGUGCCUUGUAUGACUCAGAACUCAUGCAAGAAGCCCUGUUUUCCCAUUUGGGGUGCCAAGCCCGUUUACCAGAAGUCUUUGGGGGUGACGACGCCCGCUUUGCCCAGUGCUGCUGACCUCACCUUCACCCCUCCCAAGAUUUCAUUAAGGCUGUGCCAGACGGGUGUUCGUAUCAGGGCUCAGUUUCAGCCGGGGGCUCAUGAACAAGAAGCUAUAUUAACUUGUUAGGGGACAGCUGCCGUGUGUUGAACCCACUGUGUGUGUGUGUGACUGUGUGUGUUUUCUUUUCUCCCCCCCCCCCGGGAACAGACAUCUACUGACUGUUUUGAUACAUGGGUGCAAUUUGUCAGUUAACAGCUGACAGUGCUAGACGAGGGUAUGGAUUUACAUUCAUCUCUGUAGAUAUGCCAUUUCACGUGGGAGAGUCGACGGAGCAGCAGGCCACGGCGUGAGCCAGCCUCUGGAUCUGAUCUGACAUACAGCCCUCACCACAGUUUGCAGUGCUUUACUGUGCUUUGCGCUUUUUGUCCAUGUACAUGUUAUUUCAAAUGGUUAACAAGCAGUUUUUUUGAUGAUGAAAGAUGGUCUUCUUACACCAUAUCUUGCAUGCGUUAUGUGAUUUAGCUUAAAGCCCCUCGCAAUUACUUAAGCUACUGUACAUAAGACUAUUGGAAAAUCGAUUUGAGAGUAUUGCGUUCUCCUUGUUCUUACAAGUUAGCAGAACAUCCUAGAGUCUCUUGGCUGUCUGUCAUACGAUAGGCUACCCACUCACUCGUCAGAACAGACAUAACAUUGGCAAUUAGGCCUAGCUUCAUGGAUAGGCCCUAUGUCAUUCAAAUAGGUGUUUGUCAAAUUACUUUUACCCUCAUUGCAUGUUCGAAUCAAAAAGCCAUGCAUGUUUGAAUUCCCACUCCUGAUUUUCUGCACUGGCACUAUGCUGCACAUAUUCACUGCUAAUCCAACAAACCAGCUGAGCGAGCUAUAAAACCGGGGUGGAAGAAAUCCACUCAAGGCCGGCGUCGAACAUUAUACACCUCUAAUGGUUUUUGCAUUGUUGGGAUCAGGUUAGCUGCGUGCCUGGCCGGCGGCGCUGGAUCCCCGCUAACGUGUAGCAUGUUGGCUUUCAGAAACUGUGAACCAAAGUAGCUUCCACAGCUCUACUCUGACAAUCGACAAUCAGUCAUCCAGACUGACGCCUGGCUACACUGCACUCCGAUCCAUGGGGGGAAUUAUAAGGCUGUAACAGGAGAAAUGGGUCUAUAUCGGGUUGAGAUACCGUCUCUGAUGGGGAAUGCAUAUGAACUUAUCCAUUGCUGACAGAUAGGACUUUGUAAAGAUUCCUCGCAGGAGUCGCAGCAUCACUAAUUCUCUCUUUCUCUCUCGCAUAUAAAAAGUGCUGCCACAGGAGGAGCGGAUGGAUUUGUGAUUUGCUGUCAGGGAUUCUGCGGUGUAAUUGGUCCUGUUUAUCAAGUGUAGCCUUUCUUGUCCCAGUGGGACUGUUCUUUCUAGGGUUAAGUUGAGGGCUUGAGGCAUAACUCCUGUGAGGUUAAGUUUAGAAUAAGGCUGUGGGAGAGCUUUAAACAGGAAAAACAAAGUAAAAUGAAUGCCUCACACGGGAAGUGAACCAGUACUGUUGAGAGCCGUAAGCCACGGUUUACGCCCUCCAUCCACCCCGCCAGUUGCCACAACACCCUAGCAGGUACCUCUGCUACAACUCUGUAAAAUGUGCUGCCCUCUCGUUGACACAUGGCCUCCCUGCAUUCGGAAAGUAUUUAGACCCCUUCCCUUUUCCCACAUUUGUUACGUUACAGCCUUAUUCUAAAAUUGAUUAAAUAAAAUGUUUCCCUCAUCAAUCUACACACAAUACCCCAUAAUAACAGCAGGUAGCUUAGUGGUUAAGAGCGUAGUGCCAGUAACCGAAAGGUCGCUGGUUCUAAUCCCCGAGCCGACUAGGUGAAAAAUCUGUCGAUGUGCCCUUGAGCAAGGCACUUAACCCUAAUUGCUCCUGUAAGUCGCUCUGGAUAAGAGCGUCUGCUAAAUGACUAAAAUGUAAAUGUAAAUGUAAUGAAAACAGGUUUCUAGAAUUUUUGCAAAUGUAUUAAAAAUAUAAAACCUACCUUAUUUACAUAAGUAUUCAGACCCUUUGCUAUGAGACUUGAAAUUGAGCUCAGGUGCAUCCUGUUUCCAAUGAUCAUCCUUGAUGCUUCUACAACUUGAUUGGAGUCCACCUGUGGUAAAUUCAAUUGAUUGGACAUGAUUUGGAAAGGCACACACCUGUCUAUAUAAGGUCCCACAGUUGACAGUGCAUGUCAGAGUAAAAACCAAGCCAUGAGGUCAAAGGAAUUGUCCAUAGAGCUCCGAGACAGGGUUGUGUCAAGGCACAGAUCUGGGGAAGGCUACCAAAAAAUGUCUGCAGCAUUGAAGGUCCCCAAGAACACAGUGGCCUCCAUCAUUCUUAAAUGGAAGAAGUUUGGACCCACCUAGACUCUUCCUAGAGCUGGCCGCCCGGCCACACUGAGCAAUCAGGGGAGAAGGGUCUUGGUGAGGGAGAUUACCAAAAACCCGAUGGUCACUCUGACAGAGCUCCAGAGUUCCUUCCAGAAGGACAACCAUCUCUGCAGCACUCCACCAAUCAGGCCUUUAUGGUAGAGUGGCCAGACGGCAGCCACUCCUCAGUAAAAGGCACAUGAUAACCUGCUUGGAGUUGCCAAAAGGCACCUAAAGGACUCUGACCAUGAGAAACAAGAUUGUCUGGUCUGAUGAAACCAAGAUUGAACUCUUUGGCCUGAAUGCCAAGCGUCACGUCUGGAGGAAACCUGGCACCAUCCCUACCGUGAAGCAUGGUGGUGGCAGCAUCAUGCUGUGGGGAUGUUUUUCAGCGGCAGGUACUGGGAGACUAGUCAGGAUUGAGGGAAAGAUGAACGGAGCAAAGUGCAGAGAGAUCCUUGAUGAAAACCUGCUCCAGAGCGCUCAGAGAUCUGAAAAUAGCUGUGCAGCGACGCUCCCCAUCCAACCUGACAGAGCUUGAGAGGAUUUGCAGAGAAGAAUGGGAGAAACUCCCCAAAUACAGGUGUGUCAAGCUUGUAACGUCAUACCCAAGAAGACUCAAGGCUGUAAUCGCUGCCAAAGGUGCUUCAACAAAGUACUGAGUAAAGGGUCUGAAUACUUACGUAAAUGUGAUUUGUUUCUUUUAUUUUUAAUAAAAGUGCAACAUUUUCUAAACCUGUUUUUGUUUUGUCAUUAUGGGGUAUUGUGUGUAGGUUGAGGAAAACCCCCCCAAUUUAAUCCAUUUUAGAAUAAGGCUGUAACGUAACAAAAUGUGGAAAAAGUCAAGGGGUUUGAAUACUUUCCGAAUGCACUGUAACUAACUUCCUUAUACGUCUAGAAAGAAGCAUAAAGCUGAUGAUCGUGCUGUGAAGGCCAAUACAAAGCAUGCUUUGUGUCCCGUUAUUCUGAUGGAUAAACAGCAGCUAUUUUGUUUACUCUUGGAACAUCUUGUCUGUCUGUCCCCCAGUCCAAAGAGACCGAAACCCCAGUUUGCUUCCAAGGUGUAGUUUUACCAGCUUCAGUCCCCCAGACUGGCAUGCCAGGCAACACAGAGAAGCAUUUCUCACCUAUUUUACAUAUGUGCCGCUCCCUCCCUCUUCCCAGUUUAAAGUUACACCAUGGCUUGGGGGCUCUACCUCUUCCCCCCCCCUUGACAACCUCCCAACCAUGUCAAUGUGGUGGGGUACAAGUUGUCCAAGAAGAGCUGUGUUGACGUUGGUUUCCAUGGAUCCGUGGACAGGGGGUAAGCGUGUGGGUGUAAUGACAGGCCACAGCUGGAUGUCUUGGUACCUCAGGAGCGUGCCCUGUACAGUUAAACCGUUACCCAGCGAAGCAACAGCCAGUAGGUCAGACAGACUGCUGUCUGAAUGCCUUCCUCCCCUGAGUGAGAAAGACUUAUCAUGAGCCCUAGUUAGAAAAUCAGGGAAAGCAUGCAGGAUGCCAUGCUAGGAAACUAGAGCUAUUUAAAGUUCAUAAUGUCUUUCUUCAUACAGUUGUGUAGUUUUCUGAUGUUUGCACUUCUCUUACAGGAAGGUAAGUGCAGGCAAAGAGAGAACCCUGAAUUACGUUUUAAUAGGAAUUUUGGGAGUGUGUCGGUGUGAGUGUUCUGACGUGCACACAAUAUAAGCCGCUGCCUCGCAAGGCAGCUAAGAGGCUGAGGGUCUUGAUUACAGUUCACACUUGAAUUGACGACCCUCAACUUUGUCACUUCUGUCUCAGGCUUAUUUCUUGUUAUGAAGCCACAUAACAGUCUUGGCUGAUCACCGAGACUAGUUUAGUCCAGCAUUUGCACAGGCUUAGUAUUCAAAGUAUGAUAAGACCGGGUGGGGAGAAGUGUAUGCACACACAUUAUAUUGGCUUACUAGGUUGUAAAAUAAAAUAUGAAGGCCUUGCAUUUUACACCCAUAACAUACUUGUGUUGGUAGGCUGCACAGCCACAAUGUCAUUUGGAUGGCUUAGAAUGACUUCUGUUCUGGCUUUUACUUUUAGGAGUGCCAAUAACUAGGCUAGCUCUAGCCUGAAUGCAAAUACUAUUAUUGUGCUUCUUACAGUGUAGACCUAGUUAUGUUCAUUUGACUGACUCUUUACGGGUACAUGGUACUGGCAUUGGCCUUGUUUCUAUUGUCCAGUCCUGCUGGUAACCGAUAAGGGUCAUACUUGUACUUUACUGCUGUUAAUGGAUAGGCUAGAGAUUUCAUUAUUGUAGCGUUUAGUUUAGAACUUUCCCUUGUGACUGCUUAACCAUUUGCGACAACAUCUCCUCUUAGUCUUAACCAUCACGAAGACCCUCGUGGAUCUCUUUCACAGACAGACACGGAGUCCCCCUAGGGGCCGUGUUGAGGCCGAACGGGUGACUGCUGUGUUUGGUAUAAAACCUAAACUGAUGGAGUGGCGGGGGCAGGGAGGAGCUCUCAGCGGUCUCAUUAGUCGAAGAGUUGAUUGAGCUCUUAUUAAUAGGUGGCUGUUGUUGACGGCCUGCUCUCAGAGCUCCACACUUAUCACAUUAAAGCCUCCAUCCAGCUCUUCUUACAGAGGCGAGGACAUGUUGCCAAUGAAGAGGGCAUCUGGCGCAAACAGCGACGCAGUUCAUUUUACACUAUGUUGUCGGUGCCAUAUUAAAUAGGCGCAGAAUAUAAAAAAGAAUUGAUCACAGAUCAAAGGUGUCUGUUUUUGGAUGGAUGAGUCUUUGAUGUAGGCUAUUCCCCUGUGCUAGCUAUCCUUUCACUGGGAGAUGAGUUAGUUUGUUACAUUUGUUUCUUUUUUUUGACAGCUGAGAGUUACCGUCUGGUCCUUGUGCACCAAAGCCGUAUCUUACAUCAAGUAUCCCAAGGCAUGUCAGAAGGGUAAGUACGUGAGUAUAUUUGUGUGUUUUUCUACGUCAGCGAGAGGACCUGGGGACAGUGCCACACUGACUGGCUGAUAUAUGGGCUCGUGAAUCGCGUCCCUCCCUGUCCUUUGACCUUAGGGCCUAUGGGCCAUCUGCUGACAGCUGGAGCCCUCUUCAGUAAAUGGUGCAUGCUCGCCAUAACCUUUCUGUCAGCGGCCGGUGGAGUUAUUGUCUUGGGCUCUAACCACUACCCAAAAGGUUCACACACCACCACCACCACCACUACGUGACCCAAGCACCGUUGGAGCCACCGUAUAAAUAAUCCAGCAAUGCCAACCACUUGCCGCUGAAGGCCUCUUGAUAAUUACACUCCAAUAGACUGUGCUGUACAGCACACCAAGGCUAUAGGUACAGUCUCCAAUUGGGUUCACAUGACGACUAAAUGAGCACAAAUCAUUUUGGACUGAUGUGUCCACUAGAUUAACAUAAUGUAGGUCUAAAGCAUAUCAUUGUACUUUUGCAUCUGCAAAUUGUCCUCUAUCCCAACAUUGUCUUUGUACAACGACUUGACAAUUAGUAGUUGAGUCAGGUGUGCUUGUGUGGGGCAAGAACAUAAAUGUGCAACCUUUGGCACUUGAGGACUGAAUUUGACACUGUUAAAUACCGUUUCCUGUGAAGUGUUGACCCCCUUAUCUGUCGUUCCAGGGAUAGACUUCAGCAGGGACGGCUGCUACAUGGCCCUAGCAGAGCGCCGCGACUGCAAAGACUACGUUAGCAUGUUUGUGUGUGACGACUGGCACCUACUGAGGGUGAGCGCCCCUCCGAGCUCGCACCACGGGAGUGUCCAAAAACCUUUGGAUUUGCAUUUUAGUUUGAUACAUGCAUACAUAUACUGAGUAUACAAAACAUUAGGAACACUUUCAAUUCAUCAGGGCAUGGACUGGGUGGUGGACCAUUCUUGAUACACGCGGGAAACCUUUGAGCGUGAAAAACCUAGCAGCGUUGCAGUUCUUGACACGCAAAACAGUGUGCCUGACACCUACUACCAUACCCAGUUCACUUAAAUAUUUUGUCUUGCCCAUUCACCCUCUGAAUGGCACACAUACACAAUCUGUCCCAAUUGUCUCAAGGCUAAGAAAUCCUUCUUUAACCUGUCUCCUCCCCUUCAUCUACACUGAUUUGAAGUGGAUUUAACAAGUGACAUCAAUAAGGGAUCAUAGCUUUCACCUGGAUUCACCUGGUCAGUCUGUCAUGGAAAGAGCUUGUGUUCCCAAUGUUUUGUACGCUCAGUGUACAUUUUGACACAUUGUAAAGUGGGACCCAAACCACAGAUGCGCAGUUUGUCCCUGUCUAUGUUCUGCUAAUUGUCUGGAUCCUCUUGUUUGACCUCCAUGUCUACCUUUCAAAGCACUUUGAAACAGAGACCCAGGACUUGGCGGGGGUGGAGUGGUCUCCUAAUGGCUGUGUUCUGGCUGUGUGGGACAGCUGUUUAGAGGUAAGCCAUUGGGAAAUUAGUUGACAAUAUGUUGACAUAGAGUGGGAACCCUGAGUAUGUGUGUGUGAACUAGUGUUGUGUGUGCGCGCGCUCCCCAGUACAAGGUGCUGCUGUACUCGCUGGACGGCCGGCUGCUGUCCACCUUCAGUGCGUAUGAGUGGUCGCUGGGCAUCAAGUCUCUGGCCUGGAGUCCCAGCAGCCAGUUCCUGGCCAUCGGCAGCUAUGAUGAAAAGGUCUGGGCUCUGUCUCCUCCUUCUCUUCCUAUAGGCUUAGGGUGCCUUCCAGAUGCACACAUUCUGUGCAACCGGUGCAGAUCAGUGUUCAUUUUGUUAAAUUAUUGUUAAUUUAGUCAAUUACCUAUUUUUCCUGAUAAACGAUUGAUGAUAACUACAAAUGCCUUGGCAAAAAACUAACUAUUACAAAUGACUUUUCAUUUUAGUUGCUGAAAUUGUAACUAGACGAGAAUUCCACGUGAGACUAAUGGUCAUUCAAUUUGACAUGAAGCUCCUUUUCAUCUGUUUUGUCCACUGAUAAGCAUGCAUGCCUUAGUAGAAUAUUUAAUGAAAUCCUCUCAUUGGCCGAUAACGUCUUUCAGUCGCGCGGGCUGCUUGAGCAGACCCGGCUCUCCCACACACAGCUCCCAGGCGGUCACUUAAAUCACUAUUUUCUCUUUUCAACUGAUGCGCAGCCAGGACACUUCAAUUUUAACUUGCCUCAAUUAGAAACAGUAAUGUAUUUGAUAAUCUUUGCUUUCAUAUAGGCCAAUUUGGCUCUGUUCACACAAUGUGCACUGUAAUUCAUCUGUGUUCCCACUCUCGCGUUUCCGCAAAUGCAAGUUGCAGUUGCUUUUUUCCGACAUUUAAUACUUCUGCCGUUCUUGGAAAGCUCAUUCUCCCCUUUAAGGAAACCACUGUUAUACAUCCCCCUCUGACAGUUAUGAUGGGGAGAAAAUCAGAGCUGUAAAUAGUUUAACCUGUAGCCAAGGCUUUAUAGCCAUAUGGUUCAUUAUUGCUGGUAUUGGUUCAAAUCUGCCACAAUAGCAAUGUUGCCAGCUAAGGUAUAGGAGGGGAUAGUAGGCCUAGCUGGACAAUACUAUCUGCACAAGUUUUAGUUAUGUAUUGGAUAAAAUGCACUGACUUAUGUGACUGAUAACUCAAACUAACGAAGUAUGAAAUUACUAAAAUGUGACGAGUAAACUGUAUUUUAAGACUAAAUCUAAAAUAGCUGCCAAAAUUAACACUGGUGUAGAUUAUCUUCUCAGGAACCACAUCAAUAUAAUAUAAACUCUUAUCCUGGAAUUGCUAUCGUGCGCAUGCCUGAACAGAAAAGUGAUUAUUGGUCAAGUCCCAUUCCAAACAUUUGGGGCUGGUUUCCCAGACACAGAUUAGGCGUAGUCCUGUAAUGAAAGCACUUUCAAUGGAGAAUGCAUUCUGUGUCUGGAAUAUCAGCCCAUAGACAUGGAGAAAAGACUAGAAGGAAUUGAAGCUAUUUUAGACUAUAGUGACAUGGACUUGGUGUAUGACUGAUGAGGUGGUCUUACCUGAUGGUUUUGAUCAUGUCCCACUCAGGUGCGGAUCCUAAACCACAUCACCUGGAAGAAAGUGACUGAGUUUGACCACCCAGCCACCAUCAACAAUACUAAAGCUGUGAGUACUCUUUCCAAUUAGUAAAUGUCAGUUAUGGGAUGACCUAACAUGCUGAGGGGUAGGGGUUAAGGGUCAAUACAACUUUCACUAGUGUGCCCUUACUCUCUACUACUCUCCGUCAAUCAUUCUUAACCCUCUAUUCCCCCUCCCUGUCCUUCCCCCAUUCUACUUCUUAAUCUCUACUAAUAUGUUAAUUGAUUGAACUGAUGGCAAGAAAGACCAGUUGCAGUUAAAUACACUGCUCAAAAAAAUAAAGGGAACACUUAAACAACACAAUGUAACUCCAAGUCAAUCACACUUCUGUGAAAUCAAACUGUCCACUUAGGAAGCAACACUGAUUGACAAUACAUUUCACAUGCUGUUGUGCAAAUGGAAUAGACAACAGGUGGAAAUUAUAGGCAAUUAGCAAGAUACCCCCAAUAAAGGACUGGUUUUGCAGCUGGUGACCACAGACCACUUCUCAGUUCCUAUGCUUCCUGGCUGGUGUUUUGGUCACUUUUGAAUGCUGGCGGUGCUUUCACUCUAGUGGUAGCAUGAGACGGAGUCUACAACCCACACAAGUGGCUCAGGUAGUGCAGCACAUCCAGGAUGGCACAUCAAUGCGAGCUGUGGCAAGAAGGUUUGCUGUGUCUGUCAGCGUAGUGUCCAGAGCAUGGAGGCGCUACCAGGAGACAGGCCAGUACAUCAGGAGACGUGGAGGAGGCCGUAGGAGGGCAACAACCCAGCAGCAGGACUGCUACCUCCGCCUUUGUGCAAGGAGGAGCAGGUGGAGCACUGCCAGAGCCCUGCAAAAUGACCUCCAGCAGGCCACAAAUGUGCAUGUGUCUGCUCAAACGGUCAGAAACAGACUCCAUGAGGGUGGUAUGAGGGCCCGACGUCCACAGGUGGGGGUUGUGCUUACAGCCCAACACCGUGCAGGACGUUUGGCAUUUGCCAGAGAACACCAAGAUUGGCAAAUUCGCCACUGGCGCCCUGUGCUCUUCACAGAUGAAAGCAGGUUCACACUGAGCACGUGACAGACGUGACAGAGUCUGGAGACGCCGUGGAGAACGUUCUGCUGCCUGCAACAUCCUCCAGCAUGACCGGUUUGGCGGUGGGUCAAUCAUGGUGUGGGGUGGCAUUUCUUUGGGGGGCCGCACAGCCCUCCAUGUACUCGCCAGAGGUAGCCUGACUGCCAUUAGGUACCGAGAUGAGAUCCUCAGACCCCUUGUGAGACCAUAUGCUGGUGCGGUUGGCCCUGGGUUCCUCCUAAUGCAAGACAAUGCUAGACCUCAUGUGGCUGGAGUGUGUCAGCAGUUCCUGCAAGAGGAAGGCAUUGAUGCUAUGGACUGGCCCGCCCGUUCCCCAGACCUGAAUCCAAUUGAGCACAUCUGGGACAUCAUGUCUCGCUCCAUCCACCAACGCCACGUUGCACCACAGACUGUCCAGGAGUUGGUGGAUGCUUUAGUCCAGGUCUGGGAGGAGAUCCCUCAGGAGACCAUCCGCCACCUCAUCAGGAGCAUGCCCAGGCGUUGUAGGGAGGUCAUACAGGCACGUGGAGGCCACACACACGACUGAGCCUCAUUUUGACUUGUUUUAAGGACAUUACAUCAAAGUUGGAUCAGCCUGUAGUGUGGUUUUCCACUUUAAUUUUGAGGGUGACUCCAAAUCCAGACCUCCAUGGGUUGAUAAAUUUGAUUUCCAUUGAUAAUUUUUGUGUGAUUUUGUUGUCAGCACAUUCAACUAUGUAAAGAAAAAAGUAUUUAAUAAGAUUAUUUCAUUCAUUCAGAUCUAGGAUGUGUUAUUUUAGUGUUCCCUUAAUUUUUUUGAGCAGUGUAUAUUUAUAAACUGGGUGGUUCGAGCCCUGAAUGCUGAUUUGGCUUAAAGCUGUGGUAUAUCAGACCGUAUACCACGGGUAAGACAAAACAUGUAUUUUUACUGCCCUAAUUACGUGGGUAACCAGUUUAUAAUACCAAUAAGGGACCUCGGGAGUUUGUGAUUAUGUCCAUUAUACCAUGGCUAAGGGCUGUGUCAUGGCACUCCGUGUUGCGUCUUGCAAAACAGCCCUAAGCCGUUGUAUAUUGGCAUUAUACCCACACCCCCUCGGGCCUUAUUGCUUAAAUAUACACAGUGUACAAAACACUAAGGAACCCUUCCUAAUAUUGAGUUGCACUCCCCCCGCUUUGCCCUCAGAACAGCCUCAAUUCGUCGGGGCAUGGACUCUACAAGGUGUCGAAAGCGUUCCACAGGGAUGCGGGCCCAUGUUGACUCCAAUGCUUCCCACAGUUGUGUCAAGUUUGCUGGAUGUCCUUUGGGUGGUGGAACAUUCUUGAUACACACAGGAAACUGUUGAGUGUGAAAAAUCCAGCAGCAUUGCAGUUCUUGACACAAACCGGUGCGCCUUUCACCUACUACCAGACCCCGUUCAAAGGCACUUAAAAAUGUUGUCUUGCCCAUUCACCCUCUCAAUGGCACACAUACACAAUCCAUGUCUGAAUUGUCAAGGCUUAAAAAUCCUUCUUUAACCUGUCUCCUCCCUUUCAUCUACACUGAAGUGGAUUUAACAAGUGAGUGACAUCAAUAAGGGAUCAUAGCUUUCACCUGGUCAGUCUGUCAUGGAAAGAGCAGUUGUCCUUAAUGUUUUGUUACACUAAGUGUAUAUACACUACAUUACCAAAAGUAUGUGGACACCUGCUCGUCGAACAUCUCAUUCCAAAAUCAUGGGCAUUAAUAUGGAGUUGCUCCCCCCUUUUCUGCUAUAACAGCCUCCACUCUUCUGGGAAGGCUUUCUACUAGAUGUUGGAACGUUGCUGAGGGGACUUGCUUCCAUUUAGUGAGGUCGGGCACUGAUGUUGGGCGAUUAGGCCUGGCUCGCAGUUGGCGUUCCAAUUCAUCCCAAAGGUGUUAAAUGGGGUUGAGGUCAGAGCUCUGUGCAGGCCAGUGAAGUUCUUCCACACCGAUCUCGAUAAACCAUUUCUGUAUGGAUCUCGCUUUGUGCACGGGGGCAUUGUCAUGCUGAAACAGGAAAGGGCCUUCCCCAAACUGUUGCCACAAAGUUGGAAGCACAGAAUCGUCUAGCGUAAAAAUGUCCCUUCACUGGAACUAAGAGGCCUGAACCAUGGAAAAACAGCCCCAGACCAUUAUUCAUCCUCCAUCAAACUGUAUAGUCGGCACUAUGCAUUCAGGCAUCCGCCAAACCCAUAUUCGUCCGUCGGACUGCCAGAUGGUGAAGCGUGAUUCAUCACUCCAGAGAAUGCGUUUCCACUGCUCGAGUCCAAUGGCGGCGAGCUUUAGACCACUCCAGCUGACGCUUGGCAUUGCGCAUGGUGAUCUUAGGCUUGUGUGCGGCUGCUCAGCCAUAGAAACCCAUUUCAUGAAGCUCCCGACGAACAGUUAUUGUGCUGAUGUUGCUUCCAGAGGCAGUUUGGAACUCGGUAGUGAGUGUUGCAACCGAGGACAGACUAAUUUUACACGCUACGCGCUUCAGCACUCGGCGGUCCUGUUCUGUGAGCUUGUGUCGCCUACCACUUUGUGGCUCCUAGAUGUUACCACUUCACAAUAACAGCACUUACAGUUGACCGGGGCAGCUCUAGCAGGGCAGAGAUUUGACGAACUGACUUGUUGGAAAGGUGGCAUCCUAUGACCGUGCCACGUUGAAAGUCACCGAGCUCUUCAGUAAGGCCAUUCUACUGCCAAUGUUUGUCUAUGGAGAUUGCAUGGCUGUGUGCUCGAUUUUAUACACCAGUCAGCAACGGUGUGGCUGAAAUAGACGAAUCCACUAAUUUGAAGGGGUGUCCACAUAAUUUUGUCCGUGUAUGUAGAUAUACAACUUUCAAAAUAUAGAACUACAGCUGGUAUGAUGCAAAAUGCAUCAUACCAGCUAGCUGUAUUUUGAAAGUUCUCACUCUCUCCUCUGCUACAGUACUCACACACCAUUUCAUGUCUCCUUCUACUGCUUUAUAUGUCAUGUCCAAAGUAAUUGCUUGAAACACGAUGCUUUUAAUCUAAAGAAAAAUAAAAUCUGCUUUUAAUUGUGAGCAAGAGCUGCGAAAGGACCAUUAUUUACCUACCAGGGCACUUUCUGUCCAAAUCUUUUGCUGUCACUCUUAAUGCUUGGGUGUAGAUGAGGAAGUGUUGACCAUGCCAGGUGACUGACUGGAGCUUGUGUUGUCAGGUGAUCUACAAGGAGGUGGAGAGGAGGCCGGUGGUGGGGAGUGCGGACCUGUCCAUCCAGCAACACAUCACCAUGGGGAGCACCCUCUUCAACACACAGAGUAAAUGUGAGCGCAACUCAUCACGCCACACAUGGCAGCGGAUAUUAGCCAACAGGAGUGUACAUUUUAAUUAAAUAUGCAACAUUAUUAGCUGUAACUCUUUCAUUAAACCAACAUUAUGAAAAGUAUUAUAAGAAAAUAUGCAAUUUGGCAUAAAGAUUGACUUGAAAUUGAGAUGGUAUAACUGACUCCAAUGUUCUCAAUAACCCAUAUUCAGCAUACUCUUUAUUAGUAAACUGGAAAAUCAACAGUUUAAUCACAGAGUCUAUAUCAGACUGUCAAAAUUGUCUGGCUGACUUAUUGAUCCUGCUUUUGUGGUGCACGCCUCUGUUGUAGAUGAGAUCUGCCCAUUGCCAGUCCAGGUACCUGUGGUCAAACCUGACCUGGACCGUGCCAACCCUAAAGUCGGGGUCUCCUCCAUGGCUUUCAGCUCGGACAACCGCUACCUGGCCACGAAGAAUGGUAAGGGACAGAUUCACACUGGAACGUUGCUCUACUAGCCACAGGUGUCAAAUCUGCAGACCCACAAACAGACCCUUUACCAACCAGGGUUAGAUGUUGUCAAUCAUUUUCUGUAUUGUUUGUAUAGCAUUUGGUGGCUGUCACAGAAUUACUAGUCCCAUUUAAUUGUAUGGUGGCUGUAGGACAAUGACUGUGCUGACUCUGGCGUGUGCGCCUACCCCUGCAGACAACAUGGCCUGCGUGGUGUGGGUAUGGGACAUGCAGAGGCUGGGGCUGCUGGCGGUUCUGGAGCAGACGUCGGCCGUGCGCUGCUUCCAGUGGGACCCCCGUCGACCCCGUCUGGCCCUUUGCACCGGCAACGCCAAGCUCUACCUCUGGUCCCCCGCAGGCUGCGUCUCUGUCCAGGUCCCCGCUGAAGGUACUGUAGCUGUGACCCGGCCGCCAUCGUCACCACAAACCCCAUAGCAUGUGAAGUCAAACAUCACUUAUCAUGGAGUGCUGGGUUUUAAUAAAACCGUGUAGUAGUCAAGCACAGUCAAAUGCUCCAACAUGUACCUUUAUUGGUUAACAAUGGAUCUUCAUCAGGUCACCACAAAAGCCACGCAAAUAGAACAGUGUUUCCCAAACCUCUUCAAGUUAAAUCAAGUACUCGGAUAGAACGAAUAAGCUGGGGGUACUCGAAGAGGUAUGGUAAAUAUUGAAAUGGAGGAACAGCACACUGGUAGGGACACUUUAGCUUGGCAUAUUUGAGCAGUAGGUGGAGAUCCUUAACGCCACUUUUGUGUCCCUCCUUCCUAGGUGGUUUCCAGGUGCAAUCACUGAAUUGGCACUGCAGUGGAGACUCCCUGAUCCUGCUGGGGAAAGAGCAGCUGUGUCUGUGCUACAUGGAGACGGAGGAGGAAGAGGACAACGACAAGUGAAACAGCCCCACAUCCUCUCUCCUAUGGGGCCAGAGCAUUAAGAUUAGUACUCCAAAGACUGUCUGACCCACUUCCAGACACCAUGCUCAAUCAGGGCUGUGGUCUGCACUCUGACAGUCAACUCCAUGGCCAUUAAACAGUGGUCAUGUACUUGCACUGGUCAGUGUUGGCCAUCCCUGCAGGUAACGUUCCACUUAUUUAGGGGAGGACCACAAUAUAGGGCAGGCGAUGAAUGAGGUCAUAUUAAAGCUCCUGUAGUAUUUGUUAAAAGAUAAUGUUUACAAAGUCUAUUUGUCAAAUCUGUCAUUUUUAAUCAUUAAGUAUUUGAUUUGUGUUGAUGUCUAGAGGUAACA
This is a messenger RNA of Coregonus sp. 'balchen', 21620 nucleotides long. Lineage: Eukaryota; Metazoa; Chordata; Actinopteri; Salmoniformes; Salmonidae. The record is from the annotation of a GenBank genome assembly.